Staurois parvus is the source of this 295-nucleotide messenger RNA. Lineage: Eukaryota; Metazoa; Chordata; Amphibia; Anura; Ranidae. The record is from the annotation of a GenBank genome assembly.
AUGUCAGUACCAAGAGCUGUAACCCCGAGCUACACUUGGGCUUACCAUGCGGUGUUGCUCAGGGAGUCCCUGCAGCACUUACCUUGUCCUUCGUUCCCACGAUGUGUCCCCGGCCAUCUCCUCCGGCCGAUGCCGGCAUCCGGCUUCCGUGUUCCGGUCCCUGUGACGUCGGGACGUACGGGCGCCGAAACUGGCGGCAUUUGAAAUUUUAAAAAAAAUUUCAUUUUUAAAAUGAUUAUUUUGUUCCCUAGUGCUUUGUCCUGUGCCCUGCUUUGCAUUUUGACUGUUCUUUCUG